Messenger RNA from Malania oleifera, 3289 nucleotides. RefSeq names its product ribonuclease J. The transcript has 17 exons. The coding region runs from base 196 to 2943 and encodes 915 amino acids. The record is from RefSeq and is a predicted model, not a curated record. Lineage: Eukaryota; Viridiplantae; Streptophyta; Magnoliopsida; Santalales; Ximeniaceae.
CAGCCGUCAAGCAAAGAUCUUCUUCUGCCCUCCCCAUCCCUCCAUUUUUCCCGCUCCGAGCUCCCAACUCACUCCUCGUUUUCUAGGUUUUUUACGGUUUGAAUCUCAGAAACGUCCAUAAAUGCAUGCGAACUAGGAUUUCUCGCUCCCUAUACGUUGUGCUGAGCUCGUCGGCGAGCAGAGAGAGCCACUAAAAUGGCUGCUUCUAAUGCUUUCCCCCUCUGCCCGUGCGAGUUCUCGCGUCGUUCGGCUUCCUGUUGUGGGUCCGCCAAAAUGGCUGCUUUCAGUGCUCUUUCUAUCUGCCCCUACAGAUUAUCGCAUCGACCGAACCCUGCCAGGCGUUCAGCUUCGCGUUGCGUUGAUUCUCGUACUGCCGUAGGCACACAUGGAUCUAAACGACCACGUAAAAGAUCAGCAAGAAUGGAAGGGGCUGGAAAAAGCAUGGAGGACUCUGUUCAGCGCAAGUUGGAACAGUUCUAUGAAGGGAUCAAUGGUCCGCCGCUCCGGGUUCUUCCAAUUGGUGGCUUGGGUGAAAUAGGAAUGAAUUGCAUGCUUGUUGGAAACUAUGACCGUUAUAUUUUGAUUGAUGCGGGCAUCAUGUUUCCAGACUAUGAUGAGCUUGGUGUCCAGAAAAUUAUACCUGAUACUACAUUUAUAAAAAGAUGGAGCCACAAAAUUGAAGCUGUCGUUAUAACACAUGGCCACGAAGAUCACAUUGGUGCGUUGCCUUGGGUUAUCCCGGCAUUGGAUCCCCGUACACCAGUAUUUGCGUCUUCCUUCACGAUGGAGUUGAUAAAAAAACGUUUAAAGGAGUUUGGCAUCUUUGUUCCAUCGAGGCUAAGGUUGUUUAGAACAAGGAGGAAAUUCAUUGCCGGACCAUUUGAAAUAGAGCCUAUUAGGGUCACCCAUUCUAUUCCUGAUUGCUGUGGACUGGUUCUACGUUGUGCUGAUGGUACAAUUCUUCAUACUGGUGAUUGGAAGAUUGAUGAGUCACCAAGGGAUGGAAAGGUUUUUGACCGUGAAGCCUUAGAGGAGCUCUCAAAAGAAGGAGUUACAUUAAUGAUGAGUGACUCCACGAAUAUUCUCUCGCCUGGAAGGACAAUUAGUGAGUCUGUUGUGGCAGAUUCAUUACUAAGGCACAUUUCAGCGGCUAAAGGAAGGGUUAUUACCACUCAAUUUGCAUCAAAUAUACAUCGUCUUGGAAGUGUAAAAGCUGCAGCUGAUCUAACUGGUAGAAAAUUGGUAUUUGUUGGCAUGUCAUUAAGGACAUAUCUGGAUGCUGCUUGGAAGGAUGGAAAGGCGCCAAUGGAUCCCUCAACUUUGGUGAAAGCGGAAGACAUUGAUGCCUAUGCUCCAAAGGAUUUGCUAAUUGUCACAACAGGCUCUCAAGCAGAGCCACGUGCUGCUCUAAAUCUUGCUUCAUAUGGGGGUAGUCAUUCCCUGAAACUGAGCAAGGAAGACAUAAUUUUAUACUCAGCUAAGGUAAUCCCUGGCAAUGAAGCUCGGGUAAUGAAAAUGCUAAACCGUAUAUCAGAGAUUGGUUCAACAAUACUAAUGGGUAAGAAUGAGGCACUGCACACAUCUGGUCAUGGUCAUCGUGGGGAAUUGGAGGAAGUACUUAAGAUUGUGAAGCCGCAACAUUUUGUGCCCAUCCAUGGAGAACUCUUGUUCCUGAAAGAGCAUGAAUUGCUUGGAAAGUCAAUUGGCAUUCGUCACACAACUGUUAUAAAGAAUGGAGAGAUGCUUGGUGUCUCACAUUUGAGGAAUAGAAGAGUUCUGUCUAAUGGUUUUAUGUCCUUAGGGAAGGAAAAUUUGCAGCUAAUGUACAGUGAUGGGGAUAAAGCAUUUGGCACAUCAUCUGAACUCUGCAUUGAAGAAAGGCUAAGAAUUUCUUCAGAUGGUAUUAUUGUGGUCAGCAUGGAAAUUCUGCGCCCUCAAAGUGUUGAUGAUAUAGUUGAAAACAGCAUUAAAGGAAAAAUAAAAAUCACCACACGUUGCUUAUGGCUUGACAAAGGGAAGCUUUUAGAUGCUCUCCACAAAGCUGCACAUGCUGCACUUUCAAGCUGUCCUGUGAAUUGUCCUCUAGCACAUAUUGAAAAAACCGUCUCUGAGAUGUUGAGAAAAAUGGUAAGGAAGUACAGCAGUAAAAGGCCUGAAGUUAUUGCAGUUGCUUUUGAGAACCCAGCGGCAGUGAUCUCUGAUGAGAUCGAGGCUAGGAUAUCUGGAAAAUCAUAUGUUGGUUUUGCUGCAUCAGCAUUGAGGAAGGGGGUUGACAGGCAUGCAAGGAAAAUACGGUCAAACAGGACGCAUGAGGAAGAAGACAGUGGGCCCGUGCAUCUAGAGGACACUCCACUGCAUGAUGUAGAAGUGUUUUAUGCAGGUGGCAGAGUUGAUAGACUACUACCUGAGGAGGAUACUACUACUACAAGUUCUGGCUUGACUCAGGGACUUUUAUCCAUUUCAGAGGACAACGAUGCUUUCUGGGAAUCAUAUGUAGCCUCAUCAUCACCUGUUGACCAAUUGUUUAAGAAUAAUAAUGGUCAUAUUCCACAAGAAAAAAAUCCUGUGACGCUGAAGAAAGAUGUCCCUGAAAGCAGUGAAGAUGACUCUGUUGAAACAUCAAAUUCUCAACUAAAGUCUUCCAAGUCUGCGAGACGGAAAAAAUGGAGACCUGAGGAGGUUAAGAAGCUAAUUGUGAUGCGAGGAGACUUGCAUAGCAGAUUUCAAGUUGCGAGGGGGAGAAUGGCCUUGUGGGAAGAGAUAUCAGAAAGCCUGUUGGCUGAUGGGUUCAAUCGAACUCCUGGGCAGUGCAAAUCUUUAUGGGCAUCCUUGAUUCAGAAGCAUGAGGAAAUCAAGAGUGGGAGGAAAGGCAAGAAGAGUUGGCCUUAUUACGAGGACGUAAACAGAAUUUUGUUAAACGUUGAGGGAGCGGCAACUAAAUGAUCAAAGGAGUGUAAGAAACCGCUUGCUUUGCUGAAUUAUUUCCCAGAUGUUCGUUGAGCCAAUACAUGCACAUUACAAAAGCGAGAACAAUAACAGAAAUGAUUGUGGAGUCAAUGAUGACAUUGGCAGUUCUACUGGAUAGUGAUCGUUGCUGCAUAAUUUCUGUACUAUAGCAUGAAAUGUCUGAUUAUUGUGGAAGAGAUGAGAAAAAGGAAAUUUCGUAACCCCAGAGCCUCUGUAAUUCACAAUAGCUGUAUUGGUGGAAUUCCUUCCAAGGAAGCGAUUGUUUCCCCCAUAAAAUUUUCUCCUCUAUGAUUGAUUGAUUCGAAUGAGCCUUUAUAGGUAA